AAGUACAGUUUAUGUUAUUAUCCUAUAAAAAAGGACUAUAGCUUUUAUUAUUUGUCAAAGCAUCUGUCUAGUUCAGACCAGAGUUAUAUACUUGAUUAAUUUGUAUUUGCAUAUAUCCAAUUUAGUGGACAUAUUUAAGUCACAUCAUUUGGUUAGAAUGGGGUCUAAAAUUUAUUCUAUGAUAAUUCUAUCGCUGCUUCUAUCCUUGGUAUUCGCUAAUGAACGACAAUUUUUCGACGAUUUAUAUAGAAACUUUCCGAAACUUCAAGAUUUAAGUGCAUGGCCAUAUACUAAUUCAUACUGCCAUGCUUACGGUAUUACAUGUGAUAGCUACGGGCAUGUCGGUAAAUUCAUCAUUUACGACCUUGAAUUAAACGGUGUCCUUCCGGAUUCUAUUUCUCACCUUACCGAAAUAAAAGAGCUGACCAUUCAUAAUUGCUCAGUUCAAGUUAAUUUAAAUUCUAUUAGCUCGUUACCGAAAUUAAAAAAAUUAGUUCUAAGCUAUAACAAGUUAUCUGGGCCUAUUCCAAUUCUUAGUAAAUCGUUAAUUUAUUUGUCUCUUAUUGGGAAUUCGUUUACUCUUCUCCCUCCUUACUUUCCUCCCAGAAUAAUUACAUUGCGCCUUGCAAACAACUCAUUCUCUGCUAAUAUUACUGAAGCAUCUCAAUUAUUCAACUUAUCUUGUCUACAAAUACUUUCUAUCUCUCAUAACAAUUUUUCUGGAAACCUUUUUGACUCUGUUGGCCAUUUGCGUUAUUUAAGACAAAUUGUAGCAAAUAACAAUCAGCUAUCUGGGACAUUACCCUACUUCGACCAAACCUAUCAAUUAUCCUAUCUAGAUAUUUCACAUAAUGCAUUCACAGGAAAAUUAAAAAGUCUUUUUGACCUGAACCUUGUUUAUAUAAACUUGGAAAAUAACUUGUUUACAGGGAAUCUCCCAGAUACAAUAUCAAAGACCAGUCUUGUUCACAUUAAUCUUUCAAAAAACUGCCUUACUGGGUCUAUUCCAGAAUUUAAGUCAAAUCGCCUACUUAGUUUAAACCUAUCUGGAAAUCAGUUAACGAUCAAUUGUGAUGAUGAAAAGAAAUUUACCUCUACCAGACUGAAAUAUGGUCAAUGUGAAUUGGCUGACAACUAUUCUAAUGGGGACUGUGUAUUUGAAUAUUGUAGCUUUACGAAGAGAUUGACCCCCAGCUAAGCUAUUAUGUUUCUAAAUUCGAGCUCAACAUAAGCUCGUCAAUUCAAAAUUUAGUUUCAAACAGGUUUGAUUAUGACACCCAAUUGAAAACCUUAGCAUCAGUGAAUAUGCUAAUAAAAUUACAUCUUUUACAGUUCAUGAAA
Messenger RNA from Schistocerca gregaria, 1341 nucleotides. RefSeq lists its product as uncharacterized. NCBI's taxonomy places the organism in Eukaryota, Metazoa, Arthropoda, Insecta, Orthoptera, Acrididae. The transcript is spliced from 15 exons. The record is from RefSeq and is a predicted model, not a curated record. Gene Ontology annotation, molecular function: protein binding. The coding region runs from base 158 to 1198 and encodes 346 amino acids.